Molecule: messenger RNA, 486 nt
Organism: Cokeromyces recurvatus
Lineage: Eukaryota; Fungi; Mucoromycota; Mucoromycetes; Mucorales; Mucoraceae
Exons: 1
Coding region: 107-385 (92 amino acids)
Source: RefSeq, a predicted model, not a curated record
CAUCCACCAAAUGAAAAAAAAAAUUAGUGUAAUUAUUAUAUAAACCAAGAUACAAUAAAACUAUGCUAUCCUUUUCCCUCUUUUAAUCAUUUAUAAACAAAACAACAUGCAAGCCUCAAGUUCUUUCUUACCUAUGGAAAACCCAACAAGUGGAUCUACAGUAACUGAUCCAGGCAAACCAUUUCAAUCCCAUCCUAAACAAGAGGAAGAAAUAAACGCUGCCAUGGGUUCUGAUAAUGCAGCUGACACGUCUACUCUUCAAAGCAUUAAAGAUAGUUUACAUGAUAUAAAAGAGAAUGUCAAGGAAACUCUUCAACGAGAUCAUCCUCGUGGUCAAGAAUAUAAAAAGAAGCCACAAGAUGGAAUGACGAAUCCAAUGGAAUAGAUUAUUAGUUUAAAUUGUAUAUUUUCUUAUAAAAUUAAAAUAAAUAAUAUUCAUAUCAGGAACUCUUUUUUUUUAAAAAAAAACAAAAAAAAAGUGACUCG